This is a messenger RNA of Amoebophrya sp. A120, 2687 nucleotides long. The record is from the annotation of a GenBank genome assembly. Lineage: Eukaryota; Dinophyceae; Syndiniales; Amoebophryaceae.
UCCGCCAACGACGGGGGAGGGUCAACCGAGGAUCGACGACGGGGGAGCUUUCUGUACUACGUCGGAGCGGGCGACGCACUAUCAGCAUUCUGCAUUACUUCAUGACGACUGCGGAGGGACUACAAAUCCUCUGCAGCGGGCGGCACACGACGGGUAACUCUACCUCGGGUGUCCUCACAACUAACCGUCGCAGUGGCUCACUUCUUCCUACCGCGGUGACGAAUAAGUCCCCUCAGGGGCAACCUGGCAUCCCUUGGCCACGGCGGCUUCGGCUGCCCACCCUUGGGUAGUCAGAACGUCACAAAACUAAGAUCCAGCGGCAGACCACAACUAAGUCAACACGUCGACCGAUCUACAGAGCCACUGUAAAAAGCAGCGAAGACGACAAAGGACACUCGUGAGUAGACCUGCUGAGGGGGUCGCAUACCAGCCGAAAGAGACAACCGGCUACAACUACCUGGAAAGUUGAAGCGUUGCAAACCAUCGGCAGGCAGCACCUAGUCCCAGCGAAAAUCUUUCCUAUGGUUAGCUUACACAGAGAGAGUAGCUUAGUAGUUAGAAGCUGACUGUAGAGUUUAUUCCUCCUCCUCCUCAGUUGUAAAAAGAUAAACGAAAUUGAUAUUAGGAGCAAAGUGGUCGUGUAUGAGCAGCAACUUGUGAAAUAAACUUUUUUCAAUCCUUCACAAAUCAAAGUAUAAGCAAAGAUGGCGAUGAAACUCCCACCUGAUUUCGUGAUCCAGAGGCGGGUGAAGGAAAACACGAAAUAUUAUCAAAAGCAGAAAUCCCCCCUCGCCCUCCCCAUAUCGAAAAGGAAGUUUGUAAUGCUGGAUUUGCGUACACAAAUCAGAUUCGUCUUGCAGUAGAGGACUGCACGCUUAUGCCAACCCUGGGAAGCAAGGUUUUGACAAGGGCGUCUAGCAUGACAAAUUUCCACGCUGUCGGCCCAACAGCAUCACAAACCGCCUGCGUAAUGCGGCGCAACCUGUGGACUUGCCUUCUUGCAAGACAGAGACGAUUUGUGGUCACCAAUCAGCAUUGCAGACUUUCUGUGGCUUUCUUUUCGAUAUGGGAUUUUUCCAUUUGAUAAAUAUGCGGAGGCCAGCGAGUAUUGCUCGAAAAUGGUCAAGAUCGCCGGGGAGACUGCUAUGCAUUGCAAAAAGACGGUUCGCACUACUUGUAGAGGAAAUUGCAUUGCAAAUUCUGAGAAAGUAGAAAGGAAUUUGCAUUGCUGAUCCAGCUAGAGAAAAAAUAUCUGUCAUGCAAGAUCGCAAUUAGAAGUUGUACGAGAAAGAGUGCGAUGCGGCUUUUGCAAUGCACAAUUUGGUGGUUUGAACAGAAGGUGAAGUUCGACUUCGAAGACAACCAGAAGAGGGAAACGGAGUACUAGAGUUUUUUGAAUUUGUCAUGCAGAAACGUGCAUUACAUCUCAGACUUUGUCAUGCAAAGAAACGCAUGACAAAUCGAUCCUUACCGAAAAAAAAAACAAUAUCAGGGCCAUCAACGAGGAGCUGGAACAGGCCAACAUCGAGUUGAAAAUAUGGUGGGGGAAAGAACUUUGCUGUUGCGUUUGUAGUUCUUCACUUUGUCAUGCAUAGAUCUCUAUGGGGAAUGUUUUUUGUGUAUGCAUUUUGUGCAUGAGAAACUAUCGCAUGGGUAUGCUUUCAUCCUAUGUUGCAUGACAAACUCAACAAGUCCUUUCCCCCACCAUACCCGAAGCGCCGACGAAACCGAAUGAAGCUUCUCUACGAGAACGAGGCGUAUCAACUGCAAAAGAAUCGCACUCGCUCUAAUUGCAAAUAUGCAUGACAAAUCUUCUUCCUUCUAGGGUGAAACAGCAUGACACAUUCCAUUGCUAAUGCUGAGGAAGUUUGUGAUGCAAUUCAUACUAGCACGAUGCUUUUGCAAUGCAUAAGGCGCGCACGUGGGAAGCAGAGUUGCGAGAACUCGGGCUGGCAGUCAUCCGGCAGAUGGCGUAAGGGGAUGAAGUAAAGGAAGUUUUCAACAAACUUUACAGAACAGCGAACCGUUUGAGAGCACAGGUAGAAGAGUUACUCGUUUUGUGUAAUCGAAAGUUUGCCGAUCAGAGCCAGCUAAGCUUUCACUUCAUUGUGAUCGUAACUUUAUCGGACUAGUUUGAUAUCUCGCAGAGCCAACCGUUUUAAUACUACUCAGAUUUAUUGACAAAUUUCAAUACACCGACAACCGUUUUAACAGAUUAUGACACAGAUUAUUCACGGCAGGAGCAAAACCUUAUUAGCAAACCGUUUUAACAGAUUAUGACAGAUUAGUAUCAAGACAGACGAGACAGAGACAGAAUUUGGAUUCUACUUGUUUACGGACCCAGAAGCUUUACUAGGACUAUGACUAUGGGGUGAAGAUCUUCAGACACUCUUGUGACGUUGCACAGAGCCGCAAGUCCGACAGCUUUUGAAGAUUUUGUUAAUGCGCAGGAGUAGACCACGACAACUUUGAGGACUUGUUGAAAAUUUUAUCACACUGUACAGAGCGAAAUCCAACAAGAUUAGAAGUUAUCAACCAAAAUAAGGCAUUGCUGCCUGCUUCUGCGGUAUCCAACCAUGUGUUUGGCAUGAUGGCCCCGUUCUUUCUAGUCCCCGCACAACUUCUGGCAAGCCUCGAGAAAAAUCUUACUCCAAGUACCGAAAUAAACGCCCUCAUACGCAACCCAC